GAGGACAGUAGACUUUUAACAUCAAGAGGACUCGACAGGAACUGAAAGAAGAAGACUAAAAGCCGCUCCAAGAUCGGUUUGAAUGAACAACCAGCUUCGAUAGUUUGUUCAUUUGUUUUGUCCAACUGGUUUGUUUGGGUUUCUUGGACUUGUAUCCUGCUGUGUGCCUGUCAUAAUGUCCGGGAUACCUCCAGACACAUGGCAGCCGCCCACCGUGGCUUUGGAGACCACGAUGGGGACGGUUCUGGUGGAGCUUUACUGGAACCGCCCCAAAACCUGCAAGAACUUCGCAGAGCUGGGCAGGAGAGGCUACUACAACAACACCAAGUUUCACCGGAUUAUCAAAGACUUCAUGGUGCAGGCGGGGGAUCCUACAGGAACAGGUCGAGGUGGUGCCUCCAUUUAUGGUAAACAGUUUGAGGAUGAACUUCACCCGGACCUGAAAUUUACAGGCGCUGGAAUUCUGGCCAUGGCCAACGCAGGACCAGACACCAACGGAAGUCAGUUCUUCCUCACCCUCGGACCCACGCAGUGGCUGGACGGGAAGCAUAGUAUUUUUGGAAGAGUGUGCCAAGGCAUGGGAGUUCUAAACCGGAUUGGGCUGGUGGAAACAAACAGUCAAGAUCGUUCGGUCGAUGAUAUUAAAAUUGUCAGAGUCACUUUACCUAAUUAGACAAAACGUCUCUUUUUAAUUUGUAUUUUUUUAUUGCUUUGGAAAAUAAAUAUUAAAACUUCACAAAAGUUUUUAUUUUUGUCCUUGCAGUGUUAAUGCUUAGAGAUUGCCAGUUACCAAUAGCAAGCAAAAUGAAAACAUAAUAUUCCCUCUAUGUCAACGCAACAGAAUCAUUUGACAUGUUUUCACCAGCUUUUAAAGAAACCAAAUGAAUUGUAUAUUCUCAUCCCCAUUGACAUUUAUCUACAUCAGCUGUCCUCUGGAAACUCAUGGAUGUCUUUCUUUUUAUGAAAGUCAGGAAGCAUUUAAGCUCAUUAGUACUUAAACAUCUCUGAGUUGUUUUUUUAAACUAACUGGACAUUUCUUAGAUGAAGAAAUGGAAUUCCCUAUAUGUAAAAUUAGCUCUGUCACUCAUGAUCGUGCCACUUAGAAAAGCAAUUUCUUUUUUAUUUUACAUGCACUGAAACAAAUACAAUCAAAUAAUUUUGAAUUAGUUUAGCAUCAGGGAAAAAAACACAGUACACCAAGGUAUAAUGUAUAUUUUGUACUAAUGACUUAAAACCAAAUAUACUAUAAAAAUCAAAGAAAUAUUCAAAGUUACAAACAUCCAUUCCUGUUCCUGGUCAGACCAUCCUUUAUCAAUUUACAGUAAAUUAGUAAAUUAAGCACUUUGCUGUUUGGCUUCAGCUAUUCACCUAUCUCCAUUAAAAGAUAUAAAUAAAUCCCUCUUAUGCAAUAUUAUUUUUCUUAAAAAGAAAUGAACACAUUUCUUUCUUUGAAACUCUCAACCACCAAAGUGCUGUCAAAGGACUUGCAGGAGGAGGCAAAAGAUGGAUUCACCAGGCCAGAAUAAAAUCAGAGACUUGAUGAGACGAUGAUAGCUGUUCACAUAUCGUCCCACAGUGGACGAUAUGUGAACAGCUUUAUCCGUUCGACAUGAAGUGGGGGAAAAAUAUCCCUUAAUUGAUUUAAUUUGUUAGAAAAUUUCCAACUUGAGAUUAUGCUGUCUGCAUAUGUGCUUCAGAUAUGCAUGACUGACUAUCUGUACUGUGUGCCUGUUAUAUUUGCAAGCCUUUAUGUUUUUUAACAUUAAGUAAACAUUUUUCAUAAACAAG
Messenger RNA from Xiphophorus hellerii (green swordtail), 1788 nucleotides. It is a transcript of the gene ppil1, whose product is annotated as peptidylprolyl isomerase (cyclophilin)-like 1. Gene Ontology annotation, cellular component: catalytic step 2 spliceosome. Gene Ontology annotation, biological process: protein folding; protein peptidyl-prolyl isomerization. The record is from RefSeq and is a predicted model, not a curated record. Gene Ontology annotation, molecular function: peptidyl-prolyl cis-trans isomerase activity. NCBI's taxonomy places the organism in Eukaryota, Metazoa, Chordata, Actinopteri, Cyprinodontiformes, Poeciliidae.